AGGAGGCAGCCUGGACUCGGACUCCUCUCUUCUUCCUCUUUCUCCUGGGUUUCAUCUGAGUCACUCUGAGUGUUUUCUCAGCUUUCACGCACGUUUCCCGGCAUGUCACUGACAGAUGGAGCUCAUUUCAGCGCACUCACAGCUCCGUGAGCCACCACGGGACUAGACAGAGUGGACGUUAAUUUACCAAAAAGGUUUAACAUCUGAUGACCUGAAACUUCUGUGAGUACUAAGUUUAAACUUUUUUGUGUAUAACUGUAGAUAUCUGAGGUUUUCUAAUAUUCAGGUAGAUUUUUUCUGAGUUAAAGUGACUUAAAUGAAUCUGCAAGACUGGAUAAGACUGUUUUUAACAUUUACAGUUACAUUUUGUGUCGUCAUGAUUGAGCUUGAAACUGGAAAAAAAAACUUGUGAACUUCUUUCAUUCAUUCAGCUGCUUUUACACAAACCUGAGAGACAAUUGCUCCCAGACGAAGUGAAGUGCAGCUGUUUUGAGUUAAACUCAAAGAGCAAACAGGGUCAGAGGGCAAACCUUAAUAUCUUUUUAUUGAAACAAUAUGCUUUUCUUAAGACGGAGAGAAUCUGCCUGUUUUUUGUUUCCUGGAGCUCUUCUGUGUGGAGGAAACUUUACAAAACUUUGCUUGUGGUACAUAAAGUUUUCAAUAACAUGCAGAUCGAUGCGAUGGCUGUCUGCAUGCAAAACAUGUAAGAACAGGCAAACAUUUAUGUUCUGUUGGUCAUGUCUGGGAUUUUAGAUUUGUUUCUUUCAAGAUUUACAGUCCAGUCGUUCUCUGACAUAUGAGAAAUCCCAAUAUGUUGUUGGAGCUGGGAGAUACUGGUCCUGUGGUAGAGUGGGUCAUCAGUCAUUAGAGGGUUGUGGUUUGGUCCCACAUCCUACAGUCACAUGUUGAAGUACCUUUGGUCAAGACUCUGAGCUCCAAUGGUAUGAGAAUGGAUCAGUCAGAGCUGAUGGAGAAUUUACAUGAAGCUCCAGAAAACAUCAGAUUCUGGGUUGAAAUGCCCCCCUGCUCACCUCUCUAGUCUGUGAAGUUAUGGUGGCCUUUUGGGGACAAGAAGCUCCUGUGAUGCAUGACGACAAACCUCCUCUUUCUCUUGAAACUUUAUUUAACCAGAAAAAAACCUUGUUGAGAUAUAAAAAAAAAAAAUCUAAUUUGCAAGAGUGUCCUGGCCAAGACAGGCAGCAGUACUUUAACAAAGUUACAGACAUAUACAGACAAUAACCAGGUCAGUCGAAGUCGCAGAGCAGAUCAUUUUCAGUCAAAGCACUUACAGCCUGCUUCAUCUUCCUCUAGGGCCUUUACUCUACAUUAAAAAAGAUUUAGAGAGACCAGCUCUAUCUAGCAGCAUAUCUGAAACUUAUUUUGCUCAUUCCAAGACGAACUUUGGGGACAGAAAGCAGAAGUAGAUUUUGAGUCUGAGUCGCAGGACGAAGGCUCGAGCUUCCAGAACUUUUAUCAUGAAUACAGUUACUGAAGUUUGGUUGAAGCAGGCCAAGUGUAGCCUUGUAAAUGAGGGUGUGCCAAUGGUUCAGUCUAGUUAGAGAGGGCCAUCCAACUUGUUCAUACAGGGUACAAUGAUGAGAUAAAGCCUUGAGGUUUGUUAUGAACCUCAGAGCUCUGUGAUAAACAGUAUUCAACGAUUUAAGGCUUGGAGCAGAUGCAUGCAUGUAUAAAACAUAUAAAACAUCACCAUAAUCAAUCAGAGACAUGUAAGUAGCAGCAACAAGACGCUUCUUCUUCUUCAUGUUCGUUUUUGUGCAGCUCACUGAAAACAAAAAUGUGCAUUUUAAGUUUGUUCGUUUUGAGCUACUAUAGAAGGACAUUCUGAUAUAACACCUUCGAUUUCACUCAACAAAUACAAACAUAUCUUUUAAUUUCUGCCUUGUCUGUUCUGGUAAAAAGCCACACACUGUACCUUUAAAUGGGAUUAUAUCUGUUGUAAAUUAGGUAAGAGCAUGUGUGGAGUGAAGAGGGGCAGAGGCCUGAAUACUUGACACCCACAGUGGGGGUAUCUUAUGGCUCUGUUUUGCAGUGAGGCACAAUUUGCUGCAUGUUUUCGGUCCACUCAGAGGACAGGGUCAAUCUAUACACCUUAAUAACUUAAUACAGCGCUGUUAUGAUCGACCACCUGUCUCUGAAUCCCAUCUGGAUCUGAUGUUUGACAGAACUUGAAACUAGACAUGCGAUGAGCGAGUGUCGGUGCAAAACCAGGAUUGCUGUUUGGAUGUCCCGUCUUAGUCUGGUGUUAUCUUGAUCAACAAAGUGGAGAUUAUUCUGAGUUAGCGUCCGUAUCUGUGACUGAAAUGAUGUGAUUGAACUGAUAUUACUGCUUAUUCGGUUCACUUACAGGAUGUUAGAAAAUACUUUAAAUCUCUGCAGUCAUGCUGUCAGGAGGAGGGGGCGUCACGCCGACUCCCUCCCUUCACAUACAGACCUUUAAGUGUCGGAUAAACUCGGUCUGCAGGUCAAGAGGCUUUUGUCGGUCUGAUAAUGGCCUCCAUUGAAGUCGCUGAUCGUUACAAUAAGAGUUGAGAAAGUGUGUUAGGAGCAGAGGGAGUAUCGUGUUUCUGCAAAAAUCUAAAGUGACAAAUGACAGCAUUUCCUCACACUUGUUCAUGCUCACCUUUAGACGUGUUUCAGAUAAGAAGGGAGUGUUUCUGAAGUGACAGAGUUAUCCUCCAGAGUUACACUAAUCACCUUCAUAAAACUGUCAUUAAUACUGAUAUGAAUGUCAAAGGGUGUCCUUGUUUGUAGGGAGUUACCAGCGCGACAUUUGAAUGAACUUUGAUGUUGUCUUUUCUUGUUCUUUAUUUCUGUCUGUUUUGGUGUGAAGCAAACUCAUCUGAGCAGGAUAAUGAGGGACUAAAGAGGUCGAAGAGAUCUUACUGGUGUGAUUUUAAAAGAAUAAGGUGAUAAAAAGUUAUAAGAAGUUAAAGUGUCAGCAUAUAGUUGUUGUUUUGUUGUUUUAAUGCCCAGAACAGAGAGAUUAACUGUACUGAAGAGCUAAAACUCCCUUACCUGACCUUAAGUGAUACUCAAAUAUUAAUUGUGAGGAUUUUUUUUGCAGUAGGAUAGAAAUGAAAAAGGACUUAUCUUGAUUUUGUUUAGGAUCUUGCAUAUUUGUGUUAUUUCCUAAGGCUUCAUCUCUUUACAAACGCAGAAACUUGUUUUAUUAGAAAAUGAGAGCUGAAACAAAAGUCUUUUCUUUUGUUAAGGAAAGUAGUUAUUUGGAAAAACAAACCGGUGCAAAGGCAUCAACAGUAAAUAAAAGAUAACAUGCUCCUUUAGAAGGAUUUUUCUCUCCAGCUCAUCCGUGUUAAAGUCCUCUCCUUCCUCUCCUGUGAGUCUUUAGCACGAUCUCCUAAUCUUUGAUAUAUCCGUCCAAGUUCAGCUGUGUUUGUUUUGAAGAGCGCUGAUAGUGUGGAGAUAACGUGACAGGUUUGUAUUGUGCGUGAAAAGAUGUUUCCUCUUUCUUUUGGCUUAUCACGGCACUCCAGAGAUAAAAGGAAAGGGCUCGAUGUGAAGGAUAAGAGGAGCAUGAAUGAGUGCAGCUGUAAAUCUGACUUUUAUUCUUUCUUUUGAAGGAGGUUUAGGAGCGAAGGGGGACGAAUCCUCAUAACUCAUCACAAGAUCAAACCUGGACCGUCCUCACGUGGCUGCACAUGUCAUGCUUUACGCUGUAGUUGAUUUUAGCAGGAAUGUGUCUCUAAUUAUGAUUUUUCUUCUCCUUUUCCGUGCAUCUGUGUGUGUUUUUGUGUGUGUGUUUUUAAGUGUGUGACGAAAGCCACCCAGGGAGAUCCGAAGGAUAACCUGCAGGGGGAAAAAAAAUUGGAAAAUCCUCGCCUUGUGUCAACGUGGUGGAGGAGGAAUCAUGGAGUGAAGACGUGCCUGCCUGCAUGUGAAGCUGUGCAUCAUAAACGUGUUAAAGUGAAAGGAAAUCAUGUCAGCGAUACUCACCUGGGCCUGUUUGCUCCUCUGGAUCAGCUCUGCCACGCAGGACAAAACUCCAGGUAAGGACACAAACACCUCUUUGUCCUGCAGCCCCAGCUGACCUGCAGGGAGACAUUCACAGGGAAUAAAAGACUGAGGGUUUUCUUUCAGAGCCUGAUACACAGACACAGUUUUAAAGAAAAAAAGAGGAAAUAAUCUGUGCAGAAAAGUUGCAAGAUUGUGGGAUUUUUCUCUUUUAAUGGACAAUCCUCCUUUAUUAGUCAGUCAGCUUAUUCAAAGGUUUCCUCUCGGUGCUGACGUAAGUGAUGGAAAAAUCCUCCGGCCACAGAAAGUGAAACAGCGGGGCUUAAAGGAAAAGUCUGUCUGGUUUCAUUUUAACACGUCUAACCAUCAUCGCUGAGAGUCAAGGUUAAGUUUGACUCAACCGCCUGAUUGCAAACAGCUGGAGACGAAAAGAACAGAGGAAACAUGUCCCUCUUUUUUUCUAUCCCAGAGAAAGAAGUUUUGGUUCCUGAACAUAACCAAACUGUGACACACUUUGGGUUUGGUUUAGACCACAAAGCUACUUGGACCGGCUGCCACGUGAGACACCAGAGUCCCUUCCACACAGAUAUGAAACUCUUGAAGGUUCCUCAACUUAUUCCAAGGGGAUUGACGACAAAUUUUGAUCAAGACUUUUCUGUCAGCCUGCAGGGAAAAUUCAAAAAAAAGUCCAGAUUUGUUUACAUGCAUUAACUCAGAAGCUAAUAGCCAAGAAGGAAACUUACUUUUAACCAAAUCACCACCUUUAAUGUUUGCACCACCAAAAUGAUGUGGUUAAGCUUCUUUCACCUGCUCCUCUGCUGUCUGCAUGUUGGAGCUUUGCAGGGCUACCUCACUGUACACUGAUCCAGACCAGGACUGUAUAUAAAGUGGACGCCAUCUGCCUCCUUGCCGGGUGAAGCCACCCUGAGAAGAGCACCCUCUGGUGAUGGGCUGCAGUAAAGGUCAUAAAUCCCGCCUCCUCCAGCAAUCCAUAUGGAGCUGUGGACAAACUAAAAAAAUUUAUUACACAGAAUAUAGUUUUUUCUCCCCCCUGGUUGUGAUGCUGACAUGUAGUUAUUGUAAGACUGGUUUGUGCUCAAGUCCUCUUUUUUCUGUGAAGCUCAGUUUUUAAAAGUUAUUAGGGGGCUCAUAUUUUGAUGAUUGACACUUGAUACAGCCUAUGGGCGUACGAAGAUUGUGUAGUCUGAGCCGAGCGUCUUCACGAUGCUACUGCCAAUGUUGGUUUCAUGAAGUACACAUAAAUCGUGGAAUUACCGAGAGCUUUCCGGCUUCAAAUCCGUAUACUGUAACCAAGUUGUCCGUAGUAUAUACAGUCUUUGGUCGCCACAUACCGCUGUUUGCAUUACAGGAUAUUCGCAACCUUACUUUUAAGUGAUUUGAGACUCAACCAGCAGCAGUGACAGGUGAAAUAUCACAGGUAGAUAUGACUCCCAGCUGGUCAAUUUAGUCCUUUUCUCUGCAGGGAAUCUUGUUGCAUGUCAUGAAAUAGGCCAACAUCCUUCAGAUCAACAGGGUGUGUGGCUGUUUGAACCUGUUUACAUAGACGCUAAACUUACUAUCAACAGGUUUCAUGACUCACAGAACUCAGGUGAGUCAUGUUUUGUUUCAACUUUAGGUUGAAGAUCAUGUUUUGAACUUCGGUAAAGCAUCAGUAAAUGGUAAGGUGACCAUACGUCCUCUUUUACCCGGGCUGGUCCUCUUUUUUGGGGGCUGUCCGGCCUUGUCUAGGGGGAGUUUAUAAAAUCCUUCAAAUGUCCGGGUUUUGUACGGAAGUUUUGAGCUUGUGUAGUGUGGACUAACUGAAUUAGAAUGGCACUCAACCCGACCUGAAAAACCCCUGUAGUAGUCCUCUUUUUGGGGAUUCAGAAUAUGGUCACCCUAUUGAAUGGCUGGUACAAAAAAUCCUUAAGGGCUCCAGAGCAAAUGGUUCUUGCAAGUCCAGGUACUGCAGUCAGAAAAGGAGGAAAGGUAGAACCCAAAUGUAGGGGGUGGAAAUCAGAAGAUUCAAUACAGUUCACAUUAACCUAAUAAAUGUGAGUACUCUGUGUUUGCUCUCUCACCUCAAAACUUUCUCACACAAAGCCACAUCACUCUCCGCCAGAAGCCGACUUCACCUGGCUGUCAGGCGGGUAAACGGCUCUGCUGAUUGGCUGCAGCGUGCAGGUGUGAGUCACCGAUCUGAGUCACGACUCUGUUGCUGUCAAAGCUUUGUAUCACCAGAAGAGCAGACACAGCUGUGAACAUGAGUAGGCAUAACACCGUCAGAGAGGAGGGAGGAGGUGCUGAAAGAAACACUCGGCUUAUAAAGUCACAUUUAAUCCCUCCAGUCAUUCAGCUGCUGUCAGGCCGGUAACUGUCAUCAAGUCUGACAGACGCACUGAUGUGAAUUAGCAGACACAGACAGGUACAAACAAGCGUGAUCUGACCCCCUCUGGUACAAAACCACUGAUUCUGGUUUGACUCAAUGUCCUGGGAAAACCCUGUCAGAGACGCGGCGUGAUGAGCAGGUUGUGAAGUUAUUCUGAAGAAGUGGUACAGGUAUGAGGAAUUCACAUCAGGCGCGUGUGAACACUUUGUGUGGUGUCGCCUGUGGGUUUAAAAAGACAUGUUGCACCCGGGUCAGGGUUUUCACAGGGGGGUUGUUUUCCUCUGAUGUUACACUCAGGAUGCUCAGAUGUUCAAAGCAGCAAAAAAGUUAAAGGGGAGUAAAGGGAAAAUGGCUCAUAUUUAAAACUACAGCAUGACAUAUUUGAUAACCAUUUAGCUUUGUAUUUAACUACUUCUGUCACAAAAACAUGUUGACUAACAUUACCGUAUUGACCAGAAUAUAAGAUAACUGAUUUUUGUCCCGCUCUUCAAACAGAUUUUUGAGAUAUCCCUUAAAAGACCUAACUUUUUUUUUUAAGUAGAAAGCAACUUAAAUUAAAAAUAACAAUUAAAUGGACAAAUUAAAGCACUUAAAUAUUGAUACACAGAGAGACUACAGACACUUAAAUAAACUGAAUCAGGCAGAUCUGUUCAAUAUUGUACAAUCUUUAGUAUUUCUUCUCUGAGAGCAGACUCUGACAAAUGUUUGAGGCCAUUAUUUCUUCUAACUGGAUCUCUCCAGAUCAGCUGAUCACUGAUACAGUCUCUGAUUGGUCAACACACCAAAACAAAGACGUCCAUCUGUGCUGUUUAGCCACUAUUAUUAACACAUGAAUCACAACAUAUUAUUUUUUGAGGGACUGGAUCUAGACAGUCUAAUAAAGUACAAACUUUCUCUGUGGGGUAAAGAAGCUCACGGAUGUCACAGAGACACUCAAGUAUAAAACAGACGGUCUCACAAAGUGAGUGGAUUUUACUGUUAGUCAGAUAUAUAUCACUGAAAAAAGUAGAAACCUGUUCUAUGAUCACGUUUAUGCAGUUUUUCUUAAAAAUACUGAUCCUCAUUUUUAAAAUAUGUCACCUCUGAAGAUUCACUUUUUUUAAAAUAGAAGAGUAGUUGGGGGAUUACACUUGGUCUAAACAUUUGCAAACCUAGAUUCCAUCUCAAAAAUUCUCUAACACGAGGACUUUUGCCUUGUCGGAAAAAUCUGCAUAUUUCUGCUGAAAGUAUGAAGGGCUCACCUUUAGUACAGAAUUUGACUUUCUGAACUUCUGUCUACGAUCUAUCAUCAUACAUCACUCUGACAAGAGGAUCCUUUUCUUCUCCAUCUACAAUGACAUCUCUGAAAGGGUGCAGUCAGAGGCUUUUUAACAGACUUACAACAAAACCACGAAGAAACCAGUUUUUCUAGAUGAAAAUCUGUCAUCCUGUCCAAACUGGCCCAGAUGAAAUCCCUUCACAAGCUUGUCCAAAGUUAGCAAAUGAUCUGGGUCUGUGCAAAAUGUCCUGUAGAAACUGCUUUCCUUCGACAGAAAAGGCCGCCUGGGUUUAAGGUUUGCUUGCAUCCAUAAUCCAUUGUCUGACUACACCUGUGAGAUUUAAAUAACCCGCAAAACAUCCCAAAACCACACUCCUCAGUGAUGAGGAUCAUAGUCGUAGCUUUAAAACCAAUAAAAUCUGUUUUAAGUGCUCCCUCUCCUCACUUAAUAAUUUAACUCAUACCUGCAAUCAAGAGCUGGGUCGUGGAUUCAAUCAUCCAAAUUAAGUUUCUUUCAUGGUUUGGUUUUGCCUUUCCUGAAAGAUGGUUUAAGUCACUGAUUUGCCAAAAAGAGAUGCUGCCUCUUUACUUUAAAAAACAAGUUAGGUUUGGUGGUUCAUGCAUCUAGUCUAGUCACCUUCAAGUUGCCUUUAUUUGGGCCUUGGAUUCUCCGAAACCCUUGAAAGAUACAGUCAAUAUCAGAGGGAUUACAUUUCUCACUGAGCAAGGAUCUUCAUUAUCAGAGAGAUGUUUGGGCUGACUUGUAAGGCCUUCAAUAAACUAGAAGAUUCUCAAAAAUGGGUCAGAAACUCUUGGAGACUCAGGAUUUUGCAAAGACGGGAUCACAAACUGCAGGAACAAAAACUUUACAUUUUCAUGGCUGCAGCAGUUUUGAUCCACUACGGCGCAGAACUUUGUCAAAGAGACAUAUCUGCUCUUUCCACAACUUCACCAGUCACUCCUCUUUCACCAAAGUCCAAGAAAUCAUCUUGUUCUUUCCCCUUCCAUCAUGUUUGUUUGGCCUCCUGGUUGGUGUUGGUGAGCUCGAUGAAACAGGAUAUUUGACCUUCAGGAGAAUCACUGGGUUUAAUGCUGAAAGUGAAAUAAAGGAAGUCAGAAAGUAGAGAUGAUUUGACCUGAUUCUGAGGGACAGUAUAACACCGUAUAUUCCUGAGUCAUCUUUCCCUUUUAGCCAGCCUGCUGAAGCCACCGUGUUAUUAUUCUGCAGUCAUGAAUGUCUGAAAACACAUAAUGACACAGUUAUGACUUCAUGAUUAUCUGCUUUAUAUCAGCCUGGUCGAUCGCUCUCUUAAAAACAAAGAUCAUGAGGCGUGUCAUAACUAAGUUUUUCCUCACUUGUGUUUCCCAAGACUGAGUAUUAGUUUCCUGUUAUCUGUGAUUCACCGUUAAAGUUACACCUCCACCCUUCAUGUGAGGCAAUAAAGGAAAGUCGAUCAGACAUGUGUGACCUUUAAACACUAACUUUGGGAUCCCCCCCUAGCCAGCACCCUUAUUUUGAAAUUCCAUUACAGCAUCAUUUCCUCAUCAGACUUUCACGAUUAAAUCUUGUGUUUUUUCCUGUUAGGUUUGGUGAUCUGAAACUGUCACUAACCCUGAGACAGUUUGUGAAAUUGAAACUUCAAUAGCAGAGUUUCCUUACUUGUUAAAGAGUAAUCUGAACCAACAAAACCUCACUGAGGUUUCCAGUUAUCAGCAAAAGUCAGAACUGAUAAACUGUUCCUUCAACUCAGAAGUCUAGACUCGUGAAAUAGGACUAAACUGUGGUAACUUCCUGUUUGAGAACCAGCUAAGGUGCUUUUAUUUUAUCUUCCUGAUCUUUAUGAUCAACAUAUUUCAGUCCAGAAACAAUGCCUGGUUGGUUCUGCAGUUUCUAAACAUGUUAGCGCAACUGAAAUUAAGUAAAGUUGUCUAACUUCCAUGUGGUCUUAUUUCGACUCUCCUUGUCCUGUUUCAGAUGUCACAUUGACGUGCUUCAUCUCCGAGGAGUGUGUCCUCCCCUGCAGCUUCGAACCAGCCAGCGGGGAGACCAUCAAAUGGUCCAAACAAGACCUGGUGGUUUACAAGUUUGAGCGAGAUGAUGAGGAUGACGAUGAUGAUGAUGAAGGAGGAGGAGAGGAACACUAUGAGCAGGAGCAGCUGGCGGGACGUGCUUCUGUUUUCCCUCACCUGAUAUCCCGGGGGAACGCCACGCUCAUACUGAGGAGGACGAACCCCAAAGACAGGGGGACGUACAGGUGUCAUGUUCACACCUCGAAGGGAGACCACAAUGCAAAGGUCAUCGUUAAAGUGGAAGGUGAGGUUUAAUGAUAGGGAGGUCUUAUGGUGUGUUAUACAGUUUAAAUCAACUCUGCUGAGGUCGUACGGGUGAUUCUGGAUUAAAUCAGUCUGAUGAGAACAAAGCAGAAACAUUACAGAUGAUUUAGGAGAAAAAACAGAAACAGGAUUAACCCUCCUCCUGUGUUAGGGUCUGCGCCGACCUGUUUUUUUGUUUUUAAAUCUUAAAAGAACCACUUAAAAAAGUUUUUUUGCAUGAAGACUUUUUGACUUUUUGACCUCUAUUUCAACAAAAUAAAAUUAAAAAACAAAAUUAAAUUGACUAAAUUAUAAAAUGCUCUUAUUAAAAUGAUGGCACUUGUCGUGUAAGGGUCACUGUUGACCCGGUUAGAUCGAUAUCUAAUAAUCAGAGCAAAAACUGAAAUCAUAAGUGAACAAUCAGGCACCAUGCUGACAGGCAGAUCCCCUCCAAUCAUGUGAGAUUUAGGAAAUUCUUAUUUUGCCAUGUAUUUCCCUGCACAAAAAACAACAUCGAGCAUGUCCAGACAUGCAAAUCCAGUCCUGCAAAAAGCUCCAACUGAACCCUCCAUAUUUAUCCCUAAUAUGUAAAACUCUCAUUAUAGAACCAAAACAUAUCAGACAUAGAAAACAAACACGAAUUACAAACGAACGAUUGGCUUAACGAAGAUCUAAGACUUUACAGCUUUGCCAUCAUUUUCACUGCACUAUAAUAAAGGUUAAUAGAAAAAAUAGAGGCGUCUUGGAUAACGUCAGACAUGUAUAUACUCUCAAAGAGGAAAGCAUGUUGCUAGCGUGCAGAAAAGACGCGUAGAUGUUCACCAAUCAAGGCUAACAAUUUGAUCUUUGCUGCUAAAUUAAUCUCUUCAGGUUUUCUUUGAUGUUUCUCAUCUCUCAGAUUUUUAGUAAUUGGUUCAAGAGUCUUAACUUUGAUUUUCAUACAUUUGAAGUGUCUUCAUCCAUACCCUAAAGGUUUUGUGUUUGCAUAGUGUUGUGUGCUGAUUAAUGAUUGUGUAACAGAGCUCUUGUGUUAUCUACAUGAAAAUGACAUGACCCUCUGCAGGGCUAAAUCUGGAUCUGGCAUUUCGAGUCUAUCAUCAGGGGCUUCUGGGAAACAUUUGAGCAUACUGUGAGUGUCUUUGUCUGUGUGUGUGUGUGUUUGUGUGUGUUUGUGUGUGUAGCACCCAUCCGAGCCCUGUCUCUGGAGCUGACGAGGCUGAGCGGCUACGAGGAGAUGAAGUGCACGGCCCGUAAUGUCUUCCCGGCUCCCCGUGUGACCUGGGCGACUGAACCGCCCACUUUCGAGGACCUGCGACCGGUCACACGGAUCCAGGCGGACAAACAGGGCCUGUACAUGGUGGACAGUCGGCUCAGGAGGUUAGAAGGACAACCUGACCUCAUCUACAUCUGUAGAGUCACCACUUCAUACGGUGGUCCAGUCUGGACCGCUUCACUCAGGGAAAGAGGUACGAGACACAACGUGGUCCUUUUGGUGGAAACACAAGUUUAAAAUCAGUCAAGUUUGGGAUCCCUGUCCCAUCUACUCCCUUCCAGCAGCCGUUUGUUUGUAGCGCCAGUCCAUUACGGACUACAGCGGGGUGACGCAGCUCAAGGAAGAACAUUUAUGAUCUGUGUCACCCCGCUGUAGUCCGUAAUGGACUGGCCCGAGGUCUUGCUACAAACAAGCGGCUGCUGGAAGGGAGUAGGUGAGUUGUGUUAAGUCUCUUUGUUAAAGAAAUUAGGCAAAGUUAAAAAGAUGUUUGGUGGCUAGUACUGUGGCCAAAACCCUAUAUGUACGUGUUGACCUUAAAUUAAUUUUACGCUGGAAUAUCCCUUUAAUAGCUGUCAAGUUUGGGGUCCUUGUUAAGCAUCGUCCUCUUUGCUCUUUUCUAGAAAUCAGAGGGAGUCAAGGGAGAGACAUAACCAUCCCCUGCUUCGCCCCUCCUUACCUGAACAACCCCUACCUCCACUGGACCUUCUCCAACAGCGAGGACCCCUUACACAUCCUACAGUACGACAGCUACGCCGGUAACAGCAUCACUUCGCCGCCUUGGGAUAAUCACGUGGAGCUGAUCGGGAUGGUCGUGUUCGGUGACGGGUCUCUGCGCCUGAUGGACCCCAAACACUCUGAGCACACGGGCAGCUACACCUGUUCGUUCUCCGUGCCGUACAACACUCACACCGAACGCACCGAGGUCACGAUUGAAGCGCCUAUCGGUGAGAUCACAAGAACAGACAUGGAGGUUAAAACAUGGUCUGUGGGGGUUCGGUACUGGGACGACUUAAGAAGGUUUUAGAGACCGAGACAACAGAGAAAAAAAGGUUCCCAGAAUGAACCCAGAAGAGACGUGUUAAAAUAAGUACAUUGUAAAAGAUUAGUGUUAUUGUGUUUUAACUGGUUUGCAUCUGUCCUCGUGUGCAGCUGGUCGGAGCAGCUCUAAGAAGGCGUCUCACUGGUGGAUCUUCGGUCUGGUCAUCGCAGGGCUGGUCCUGACUCUGGUGGGUGUUCUGGCCUACAAGAAGCUGAAAGGUAAAGACAGAUUCAGGAAGCUGUGGACAUUUACCGAUAAAGAGAAGACAGCUUGACUGGACUGAAACAAGACACAAGAGUUUAGAGAAAAUCUGUUUAUUCAGAUCACUGGGAGAGGAGAGAAGCUCUUUGGUAUAUUCUAAAUGUUUUACUUUUUCUGUUUACCGACUGAAUUUGAGUCAAAAUGUGAAACUAACUGCUUUAAAAAAUCCUGAAAGCACAUGAUAGCUUAUUUUAGCACAGCAGAUCUGUGACAGUUUGUUCUUACCGAAGUUUGGUCAGACUCUGGAGCGUUCAGAGGCACUUUUAAAAAAGAUUUUAAAGAUUUAAAUACAUUACUUGAUAGCAGAUAUUGACUACAUUCAAAUUGAGGGAAAAAAGCAUGUAAUUCAGCAAAUAAGUUACCAUAUUAAAUAUUUCUGAAAGCAGAAAAACUUUGCAGUUCGAGACAAUUAGAGAACUUGACUCAUUUAUUCUAAAACUUUAUGAGACUGCAAAUUUAUAUAAUUUAUAUAUAUAGAACUAACUUAAGUGUAAAGUUAAAAAGCUAUUUUAAAAGCCUAAUUUCAACUUCCUAACAAUGCAAAAUCAAAUCGACUUGCUGUUCAUUUAAAGAGUGGCAGCGUGUUCAUGGUUGUGCGCCCUCCUAAAGGCACAAUGUGCAACUUUUAUUAAUAUUUACUGAAAGAUUCAAAUUUUCUGUGAAACUGCGACACAAACCGAAAAACUUAAACAAAAGCAACAAUAAAAACACAAAAUCAAAUAAAGAAUAUAUGGGACGCUGAAGUUUUUGCAGAAGGAAAAAACAGCUGAGGUCGGGCAAUGCUUCUAAAUAACCAGAAGGGGGCAGUAUAAAACUGUAUAAAAAACAGUAUCAAAAUUUGACAAGAGUACGAAUAGCAGGCGGAAUUGAACUAUUUUAAAAAAUGAGAAAGGUGUUUUAUGUUGUAGAAACAUUGAAACAACAAGCAGAUAAUAACUUUUAAAAGAAACUGUAUGAUGAUUUUAUUUUUUAGUUAGUUGGAAAAUCUUAACUUCUGGAGCGUCUUUCACAUGUCUGUUCACAUGUCAUCUCACAGAUGCUUGUCUCUCAUUCACUGAAUGUUACCGUGUCUGUCUCUCUGUUGUAAGAAUUAAAUAAACAUCACUGAUUUCCUGAUGUUGCCGACACUGAAAGUACAUCUGCACAAACACAAUGAGUGCUUUCAUAACAAAAGGUGGACAGUCAGACAAUAGAGGAACAGAAAUCUAAACAUUUAAUCCACAUCAAUAAUCCCAGUUAUUAAUCACACCUGUCAUAUCGCACCCAAACCUGUCCCACAACAUGCGAUCAAUUGUAUCCGGGUCAUGGCAGAUGACAGUUUUGGAAACUCAGACUCUCUUUAGGUUUGGUUUUUAAGAUGUUUACGCUGUUAGAUUUUCACUGCUGUCUUCAUUCAUUCAGUGUGACUUCUCUCUGUCUCCAGGAAGAAACUCGAAACCCAGAAACGACCCUGAAGAGGUGACAGAGCUCCACUCAGUCAAAGGUCAGUGAUGAGAAUUUCAGAGUAUGCCCCACACACACACACACUUCCUUGUGGUUCUAUAAGCCAACACUAGGUGGAGCUAGAGAUCAAAUCUUUACCAGUUUUUGAAGGGAGAUUUCCUCUCCAUCUGUUAUGGAAUGUGAUAAAACAUUUCUUUGUGGUUACUCAAUAUUUGCUUUAUUCUUUCUCCUGUUUUAUACAUCACAGAUUAUUAUUUCUGAAUCAACAACAUCUUUGAAAACCUCCAAAAGUGGCCUGUUUAUGAUGAAUUGUUUUUCUACUUUAUUUCCUGGUCUUGAUAAUAAUUAAUUUAAUUGCUCCUGUCAUGCAAAGAUGCAGUCCAAAGUGCUUCAAUAAACCAAACACUGAAUAAAAGUCAGAACCAUUUUCUGUUUGUUUCAGAUCCGACGGCCGACAGUAACCUGAACGACAGCAGCCCUCUCACUGCAGGCGGCACCAACGGACAAACGGGCCCGCAGACCGGCGCCCAGUUAACCUGAGGACGUCUAAAACCAACAACACAAAAUCACACUUAGAUACAGACCAAUGAAGAGUUUACAGUUUUAAAUCUCUAAGAGCAUUUUUCUUUCCAGUUACUUCACAAACACUUCAAACUUACUUCACCAGACAAAAAACAAACAAAUGCUCUAAAUGUCUUCAUGGAGGGUUUUCUGCUGAUAUUUAAGACUGACUUCUUUGAGUUUUUAUGCCUUUAUUGAGAGGACAGAGUCAGAAACCUGCACACAAGAGUGUGAAACGACACGAGGCAAAGGGCCAGCUGGAACCAUGGUCUCUGCCUACAUGAGAUCGCUGCCAGGACAAACCAGCCCUCCAAGAAACUCUUUUACAGAGAUUAGAUUUCACUGAUGCUUGAAAAGAAGGGGAGGAAGAAACCGUGAAAGGAGCUCAGGAGGAUCUUUACCCGCCGAGUGACAAAAGGAACAAGGUCUGAAUUCAGCUCCCUGACCUGGGAACGGAGGGAACUAACUCGGCAGAGGGGAGUCUGGUGUUCAGCUCUACGUCACAGACAUAUUUAAAGUUGUUAGAGAUGCUAAUAGGACAUAAAAACCCCUGGAGACUCUCUCUUAUCACCAUCAUCCUCGCUGCUGCACACCCUCGACUAAAAAUGUGAUGGCACUUUGGAAAACUCUAUUUAUGAAACACAAUUUUUAACAUGCAAAACACACCAAAACAAUGCACCAAGCUUACAACACUGAUUCAUCUGCAUGAGGGAUGCUGGUCCGCACCUAUUAGUCCUACUGGUCAACUAAUUAUUUCUAUUUCUAUAACUACAGGCUGAAAAUACUGGUCAUCUGUGGUGUACAAACCCAACUCUAGCUGGGGCUGCUGCUUUAAUGUGAUAAUGCUAGACCCUGAUAUAAACAAGCACAGAUGAUGGAUGAAAUCUUCUCGUGUGGCUGAAUUUGUGAGUCUCUUUGUCUAGAAAUUGGAGGUUAAGUUGUACGUAGGUUGUCCAGUUUAUAACGACUUAGCCAGAGCGAUGCCUCACCAACACAGGAACGUGGGUGCAAACUUGCAGAGGACCAAAAGCUGGUGGUGCUAGCUCUACUAGCUUCAGCCACAUUCAGCAGCAAACCAUUUCAUAUUGAUUACCCGCAAACUCUGAUAUUGUGUUAAGCCUCGUUUGAUCAUUUGCUCUCAAUUCUGAGGUCAUUAAAGUCCCACUCCGAUUAAUUAUGAUUAUGAAGUCUUUAGCCAAAAUUACAUUAUCUGUGUUUUCUUCUUCUGCAGAGUUCGAGUAGCUCAUUAGCAAUUCGCCUCUGAGUCGUGGGCGGAGACAGCGCUGCUCUGCACACUUCUCCUCGAGCUAGCUUGCAGUCUAACACACACGCUUGUUCUGCGAUCUUCCUCUCGAUAGCGGGGCUCUGGGGGCGGAGCUUGGAUUGAUUACGUAGGAAAUCUGACUGUGUCUGAACCUGCCGUUUGGGUAUGCCAGAGAUUCACACGAUUUGAAUGCAGAAAUACUCAGAUGCAAUUUUACACUUAAUUUUCUCAUGAUAUGUCCUCUAGUAUCAGAAAAAUGCCAUAUGAACAUAUAAAAAACAAGAAAAACAGGAUUUUCAUCAGAGUGGGUCUUUAAGUUAUAAUUUACACUAACAUUUUUAAAAACAGAAAGCUAAUUAGCUCAGAACACCCCCUGUCAGUCAAAGUUGUUGCCAUGGCUAAAGCUGUUUUAACCAAUAGAGAAAGAUCACUGAUGCACUGGAAGUCAGAGUUUAGUCUUAAUUUGUCUGUCAGCUCGCGGCUGUGGGUCAUUGAGCUCGGUUCUACAUACUGCAGCAUAACCUCAGGUAUGUUAGCUCAAGCGCCAAAUCUCACACUUCAAGAGUCUAUUUCCAGUCAAUCACAGUGGGGAUACCAACAUGCAAAGCCAUAUUAAAGCAAACACACACACAAAGCGAGUACAGCCUGGAACUCUAAGUGCACCAUGUACCAGUAAAGUUGAAGUGUCCCUGUUUGGAGGGUUUAAAGUAGGAUCAGCCUGCAGAGGGGUGGAGUCAGAAUGGUGACAUUAAAAGUGAACUGCAACACCUUUUUUUAACACCGCCUGUUGGACAAUAUUAACUUAAGUCUCAUAUGUCUCUGUUGAUAAAUGAUGCAAAUGUGUGCAACAAAGACACUUGGAUUACCGUCACGCUGCAAGUUUCUAACAAGUCUUGUAUUGAAGGAGCACUGGACAUCACAAGGACGAGUGGAUAACAGUUCAUUGUUUAAAGUUUUCUGUUCUCGACUCUCAAGGUUCUUCAGCUGUUGUGGAUGAAAACAAGGAGGAGGAAAACUAAAGCUCCUGUUUGUGACCCUGAAGUGUAUCAGUCCUUGUCUCUCUUUAAAGACUUACCACGAGGUCAAGCUCCUGCUGGACUUUAUAACCUGUCUGGAUUAUGAAAAGAGAACGAGACUGUGAAUCACUGAUGUGACCGACUUUCUUCUGAUGUGGUGGUCAAUAUUUAACUCAGCUGCCAAUAAAUGUGUAAUUGGCAGAUUAGUUUCUGCACCUCUUUGCACUGUCACACUCGGCUGUCAUGUUCCCUGGAUUAAACUUUACCUCUGAG
This is a messenger RNA of Xyrichtys novacula (pearly razorfish), 17083 nucleotides long. The record is from the annotation of a GenBank genome assembly. NCBI's taxonomy places the organism in Eukaryota, Metazoa, Chordata, Actinopteri, Labriformes, Labridae.